Messenger RNA from Carassius gibelio (silver crucian carp), 4123 nucleotides. RefSeq names its product LIM domain binding 3a (gene ldb3a). The coding region runs from base 247 to 2364 and encodes 705 amino acids. Gene Ontology annotation, biological process: muscle structure development; actin cytoskeleton organization; heart development. Lineage: Eukaryota; Metazoa; Chordata; Actinopteri; Cypriniformes; Cyprinidae. The record is from RefSeq and is a predicted model, not a curated record. The transcript has 18 exons. Gene Ontology annotation, molecular function: actin binding; muscle alpha-actinin binding. Gene Ontology annotation, cellular component: adherens junction; Z disc; filamentous actin.
UGUGAAUCAUAUGAGGCCUGGCAUUCUGGGUGUCCCCUUACAUGCCAUAUAAGUACCCCUUCCUCCCCCUCCCCACAAUGCCAUAGUGCUGUCGCUCUCGGCAGAGGGGCAGCUAUUCUUAGGCUGUCUGUCCAGCUCAUCUGAACAGAGGCUGUUUGGCACGUGCCCCGCCCCCCUCCAAAUCCAUUCUCCCGAUCCGUUUGGAGAAAUUCUGUUGCUUAAACAACACACAGGCUUUGUUGAACAAUGAGUUCGUACAACGUUUCACUCGCUGGACCUUCGCCUUGGGGCUUCCGGUUGCAAGGAGGCAAGGACUUCAACAUGCCCCUCACCGUUUCCAGGAUUACACCAGGGAGUAAGGCAGCCUCCAGCAACCUGAACCAGGGUGACAUCAUCGUGGCCAUUGAUGGGGUCAGCACAGAGGGGAUGACACACCUGGAGGCCCAAAACAAGAUCAAGUCUGCCAACUUCAAUCUGGCCCUCACCAUGCAAAGGUCAAAGCGGCCCAUUCCAGUUACCAUGACAACACCAAGGAUUAACUCCCCUAUGCCUGUGAUCCCUCAUCAGAAGGUUAUUACCAACACUUCUGCCAACACUGAGUACCUGCCCAGCUUCAACCCAAUAGCUCUGAAGGACACUGCACUCUCCACCAACAAGCCCAUUGAGGUGAAGGGGCCUGGAGGCAAGGCCACCAUCAUCCAUGCACAGUACAACACCCCCAUCAGCAUGUACUCCCAGGAUGCUAUUAUGGAUGCCAUUGCUGGCCAGUCCCAGGCCAGGGGUAGCGAGAUGUCUGGUAAUCUGCCAGUUAAAGAGCGUGUUAUAGACAGUGCUUCCCCAGUGUAUCAGGCCGUCAUCCCCAGUGAAACCAAUGAACUGGGGCCAGCUGAUUGGGCCAAAAGAGCCGCCCAGCUGCAGUCCAAGUCCUUCCGUGUCCUUGCCCACAUUACUGGAACUGAAUACAUGCAAGACCCUGAUGAGGAAGCUCUGAGAAGGUCAAGGGAAAUGUUUGAAUCUGAAGCCAAAGGCCCUCGUUUUGCUAAACUGAAAAACUGGCACCAUGGCCUGUCGGCACAGAUACUUAAUGUGCCUCAGUUUGUUAAGUUUCUGAUAUCACUGCCACCUAACCUUGUAUCUAGUACUCCUGCUGAGCAUGCUCCGGUUUCCACCAGUAUUGCACCUGUGUGUCCGCCUACUAUUGCUGCUUCACCCAAUGAGCUCCUUUCGGAGCCGCAGAUAGCCAAUCAGGCGCCCGAGCCUGAUGCGGGGCAGAAUCCUGAGCAAACCUUGGUAACCAGCUUCAACUUGCAGUCCUCUAUGGGUUACAGUUCCCAGUAUAAAACCUCCGUCUCCAGUUCUUACUCCCAGCACCCACCUAUGCAGCAGCCACCACCACCCAUGCAGCACAGCUCCAUCCAGAUCCCCGUAGGUGCACCUCCACCUAAAGUGGUCAGCACUGCCACCAUUGUGCCUGCAGCCUACUCAGCUGCCCCAGCACCAGCUCCUCCGAUGGUUCACAAGCCUGCUCCACCUCCACCUGCUCCUGCCGCAGCUCCAGCAUCUUCUUCCAACAGGCCUCCUUGGGUUACUGAUGAGAACUUUGCCCAUAAAUUUGACCCUAGCAAACCCACAACCACCACAAACAUCAGAGUGCAGCCUCUUCCCCAGGCGGCCCCACCCCCACCAACCUACAUCCCCAACCCCGUCCCUGCUCCUGCUCCCGCUCCUGCUGCACCCAGCCCUGCAUUCAACCCCGCCCCCUUCCCACCUGUGGCUCGUGGAGUUGCUCAGAGGGCAGAGCGGUUUGCAGCCAGCAACAGAACGCCUCUGUGUGGUGCCUGCAACAGCAUCAUCAGGGGACCAUUCCUGGUGGCACUGGGUCGGUCCUGGCAUCCAGAGGAGUUCAACUGCCAUUAUUGCCACACGUCUCUGGCUGAUGUCAGCUUUGUGGAGGAGCAGAAUAAUGUUUACUGUGAAAACUGCUAUGGAGAGUUCUUUGCACCUACAUGUGCCCGCUGCAACACCAAGAUCAUGGGAGAAGUGAUGCAUGCACUGCGGCAGACCUGGCACACCACUUGCUUUGUGUGCGCAGCUUGUGGAAAGCCUUUUGGAAACAGCCUCUUCCAUAUGGAGGACGGUGAGCCGUAUUGUGAGAAAGAUUAUAUUGCACUCUUCAGCACAAAGUGCCAUGGCUGUGACUUCCCAGUUGAGGCAGGAGACAAAUUUAUUGAAGCUCUUGGCCACACAUGGCAUGAUACCUGCUUUGUUUGUGCGGUGUGCCAUGUGAACCUGGAAGGACAACCUUUCUACUCCAAGAAGGACAAGCCCUUAUGCAAGAAGCAUGCACAUGCCAUCAAUGUGUAGAUGCUUUAACGCUGCAUUAAAAAAGCUGUCAGUGAAGGAACUAAAUGCAAUUAAUACAUUUGCAUGUGUGGUUUAUGGCAAAGACAUCAGUGCCUAUCCGAAUUACAAAAACUAAGUCAUAGAGUAUAAUAAAUAGCAUAUUAGUCAGAGGAUGAAACUAGACAUUUUGACAUUGUUUAGGUUUUUCUUUGUCUUUAUUACAACCCGAAUACAUUUGCAUACAUGCACUUGUUUGUCUGAUACAGUAAUUUAAGAGAUAUAACAUUUUCACUUUAUUUUUAUUUUUUUGGUUUGGUGAUUUUAUUCAACAUACAAUGUUUGUGAUAUUAGUGACUAAAACCUUCAUUUGAAAGAUAUUAAUAUUAUACAUGAAUGUCAAAGAUUGAAACAGCCUGAAAAAGUCGAUGCAUGUUAUCACGCCUUAAAAUUUCACGUAAACUUAAAUGUGUUUUUAUUCCAUUGCUGUUUGUUUUUUUGAACAAUAAUGAGGCCUAUAGAUCCCUGACUUGCUUAUCAAUCAUAAAAGGAUAUUAAAUAGAUUGAGACUUUGUGGGUUGUUUUACAGUCUUUUCAACACUGAAUGGAUGUGUUAGGUGUUACUGAUCUUGUUCAUUUGUGCUUGUAGUGUGUGGGAAAGCAAGUGAGCUAAUUCAGGCAUAUGUGAUGUCAAUAUUAGCAUUAUGGGUCAUAUUUUUUUCAGCUCAUUUAAAGAACGUGAGCAACACAUCUGAAAAGGUUUAACAUUUAUUUUAAUUUAUUAAUUGUUGCCCUCACUGUUUAUGCAAGACUUAGUACGUUGUAAUGAUGUCCAGCUCUCAAGGAGUAUUUUUUCUUUCUUUCAAUUAUUCAUGUUUUGCCUUGUCACCAUGAUAUUUGCUUUUUGUUGUUAUUUAUUGUGCGCUAAUCCUCAAUAUUUACAAAAUCUUUGCAAAUGGUGUACUGUAUUUGCAUGGAUAAUUUACUUGUUUUCUUUGCCAAGAAGGAGGGAUUCGUAUUUUUAUUUAUUAAAUACUUUAAUAAACAAGACAGAGGCACACACAGGAUGCAAGUUUUAUUGUUAAUAUGUAACAAAUGGGGUACUUGAGACGUUUUUUUCUCUGUGGGUACAUGCUACCCAAUUCUGAUGUAUAACUUUAAGAUUACAUUAAAGUUUUUAUUUGAUGCCUAGUGGCUAUUAAAGCAUAUCACGGUUAAAUUCUGAGAUUGCAAUUCUAGAAACUCAUGUUUUCCUAUGUGGUAUUAAUAUUUUAUGCAUACAAUUCACUUAAAAAUAACUUUUAUUUAGACAUACUUUAUAAAUUUGUCCUUGAUUUAUAUAUUUUCACUGCCAUAUAUUGAAGUUAAUGUAACCUGCCACAUCAGCUGACGUGUUCUUAUGGCUUUACUUUUUAUUUGGGCUUUUGUUUGUUUGUUUUGAAUAUUACUAACAAUGGGUUAGCAUGUCAUAACUGCCUCUCUUAAAUAAUAAUAAAUUGUUAGCUUCCUUUUUUUCUUUUUUUUUUUUUUAAACAAGAUUAGUAAAUUACUUCAAAUUACAUUAAUAUCAGUGCUGGGCUCAGAAGUGGGAAUGUUCUAUCUUUUUAGCAUUUUUCAAAAACUGUAUUUGAUUUAAUUGAAUGCUAUUGAAUGUACUUUGAAUGAAUGUUUGUCAUCUGCUGUAUUGUGUAGUUCACCUGGGAAUUACAGAGACAAAGGAUUGAUCCAUAAUUACAUAAAGUGGCCGAUACUUCAAUAAUACAAUAAAGAACCAUAUGUGUUA